Hyphopichia burtonii NRRL Y-1933 is the source of this 7872-nucleotide messenger RNA. It is a transcript of the gene MEC1, whose product is annotated as protein kinase. Gene Ontology annotation, molecular function: cyclin-dependent protein serine/threonine kinase regulator activity; protein binding; protein serine/threonine kinase activity. Lineage: Eukaryota; Fungi; Ascomycota; Pichiomycetes; Serinales; Debaryomycetaceae. The transcript is spliced from 2 exons. Gene Ontology annotation, biological process: DNA damage checkpoint signaling; protein phosphorylation; telomere maintenance. The record is from RefSeq and is a predicted model, not a curated record. Gene Ontology annotation, cellular component: nucleus. The coding region runs from base 415 to 7872 and encodes 2485 amino acids.
ACUUUUCAACCGUACGCGAGUUCACAAGACACGACUUUAAAAAAAAAAAAAUUCUCUGGAAAAAGAGAAAAACAUCAAAUAUCAAUAUAUCUCUUCAUACUUUAGUUAUUAUUGAACAACUACCUCCAGCCAGCAUUCUCUCGUUUGUACUACUCGCUUGUGUGCUAGCCGUAUUUGCUUUGUUUGUGUGAUUUGUGUAUCCCAAUUAGAACAGAAGUUCACCUAAUUCGUUUAUUUUUCAAUAUUGAAUAAGGGGAACAACUCAUCAGACCCGAUCUCUUAUUCGAUUUAACCAUUGCUCAUCUCCUUUAGCGAGUCUUUGACGGUUGCGGCUUUCUUAAAUCCAUUUUGUUUCGUAUAUAUUUACCCAGGAAUUUUCCUUUCCAUUAACAUAUUUAUUCAUUUUCAGUAAUCAUGAGUAAACCAAGAUACUUAUCAGAUAGCGAGAGAGCUAAAAUCCUCGAAUUCCAAGAUAUGAUCCACUAUAGUCCAAGAUAUAGUGACGACAGUAAUGAAUACAGACACGUCAUGUUACCAAAAAACAUGUUGAAAGCGAUUCCUCAAGAUUAUUUCAAUCCCGAAACUGGGACCUUAAGAAUAUUGUUAGAAGAAGAGUGGAGAGGCUUGGGUAUAACCCAAUCCUUAGGUUGGGUUCACUACGAGACCCAUGCUCCCGAACCUCAUAUCUUACUUUUCAAAAGACCUAUAAAUUAUGUUCAUCAAAAGAUAAGUGACGCUGAGUUAUCAGCUUUUCUUGAUGAUGUGAAUAAGAACAUCUCUGUUGAUGAUAAAGCCGACUUUAAGAAAUUGACGCUUCAUUUGUUUGGGUUUACCCAUUCAAGAUUGAAAUUUAUCAAGAAAAAUGUGUAUCAAACCAACAAUUCUAGUGAGCCAAUACAUAUUUUGGAACGGUUGAUGUCAACCAUUGAAUUGGUUUUCUCCAAAAGAAAGCACUUGUUGAAUACUCAUUUGGCCGAUCAUGAAUUAGCUCAAUUGAAGAAAUUGUUUUAUGGGAAUGAUGUUAACUAUGAAUCGGAUAUGAUGUAUGAAUUAUCGAUUUUAUUUGCAUUAUCUUGGUUACCGGAGUUCUCCCUAGAUAAUACAAUGGUAAAUAUCAUCAAGUCUUUCAUCAUUGGUGUGACCAAUAUCAUUUCCAUUCAACUUCAUAAUUAUAAAUACAAAAACUCUUUAAAAUCCAAAUUAUUGAUGGUUUUACAGGAUAAUGUUUCUUUUCUACUUUCAUCGGUUCAAUUGAUUAAUAUCCCAACUGAAUUCAAUCAAGUAUAUGGACCUAAACUUGCCUGUACUAUACAUUUGCUCUCAAUCAUUAAUGAUUAUGAUAUAUCGAAUAAAUUACUAUUAAAUUCACCUCAAAAUCAACUUGCAUUCGAUUCAAUAAUAAGAAAAUUAUGGUUUAUAAUCAAUUCAGUGGAUUUUAAUAUGAUUUUAACUUCCAAUAAUGGUGACGAACCAAAUUUACUACUAAUUGAUAAUUUGAAAUCAAUUCUAAUAUUGAACUUGACUAAUAAUAUAGUUUUAAACAUCUCGGGUAAUUGGGAUUCUAUCGCUUUGAUAUUAAAGUGGAUUUUGGAUUAUGUUAAAGCCUUUGACUCUAAAGUUGAUGGUAGUCCUUUCAAUAAAUUCUUAAAAUCUUUCAAUAGAUCAAUAAGUUAUAGUUUAUUAAAAAUCUUUCAAUUAUGCCGUGACAAAUCAUUGAUUCAUAAUUUAUUCAAUUUUUUACAACUUCAUACCAUACCAAUGAUCUUUCAAUUAGAUGACCUUUCAUCAAAUGAUUUGAAUCUGCAAUAUCCCAUCAUAAUAUUAAAAACCUUGCAUAUAAUAUACUACCAGUAUAAUACCAUAAUUGAAAAUAAAUCAAUGAUCGAUAGUUAUCAUGCCUCCCCCAAAUUUAAAUUUAUAAGUCAACCUUUUGUGGAUGAAGAAUUGAACUAUUUACGAAACAAUGUUAUUGGAUACGACUCUAACGAUACUUAUAAGAUCACUGUUGAUUUAUUAGAUUUCAUAAUCAAACCAGAAUUUAGAUUCGAAAAUUCUUAUUCGAAUGAUUUAAUUAAUGAUAAGUUUGAUUUCAAACUAUGGUUGAAACAUAUCAAAUAUUUAAAAGAUUUAAGCUUGAAAAAACCCAAUAAUUUCAAUAUACUAUCAGAUAAAUCAAGCUUAUACACUUUUAUAACUGCAAUGGGUAAUUUCCCUUGUUUGUUUAGCGGUCAUUUCCAUUUUAGAGUUGGCGAAUGUAUAAAAUGUGGCAUUUCUCCCAUGAAUAAAAAUUAUUAUUCGAAUAUACUGCCAAAUAGAAAGAAUGUGAAUGAAAUUGUUGAAGUUUCUGAAUUUUAUAAUGAUAUGAUAAUUUCCUAUUUGCUUAAUCAAAGAUUUCAAGAAGUCGUAUCUGAUCCUUUGAUUUCUUCCAAUUUAUUGUUAACAAUUUUUAAAAUUUUUGCUUCGUACUCUCCCCCUCGUGACUCGAAUAGAAUAGUUGAUCCUGUUUUGAAAUUCGUCAUUGAUAGUGUUAGUUCAAAUCUAAAUAGGAACGUAAGAAUGUUGGCAGCAAGAAUCUUACCUCUUUAUUUAAUUCAACAAAAAGACUUAGAUCUUGAUUCAACUUUUAAGACAAUCUUUUCCAAAUUAUCUCAAAUUAAAUUCAAUAAUGGAAGUAAAAAAACAUAUUUGGCUGAAUCAACUGUGAAAGCAUUAAGUGAACUUGCUAUAAUUAGUGAAGGAGAAUGGUUGUGCGUUAUAUUGAUCAAAUUGGUUGAUAUGUUCAAUGAAUAUAAUGAUCAACAUGUCAACUUGGCCUACAAUGGUCUUUUAUAUAUUGCUUCCAAUAAGCGCAUCACGCCUUACAAGAUGUUAUCACCAUUUUUACCAAGUAUUGCUGAAAGAAUUGUUAAAAGACCUAGAUCAUUGACUAAAAUAGCUGAACUAUUAGGUAUAACAAAGACGUCAUUUUUAUUUAGAACUCGUGUAUACACAACUCCGAGAUUAUUAGAACACUAUGGUUAUGAUUACGUUCAGGAAAUCGCAACUGCUUCAAGUAUGACAAAAUUAAAGUUGAUUCAAAAAUUACUUCCAAGAAUAUUAGCAACUUAUUUCGUGAAAGAUGAAAAAAUUGAUGAAAAUUAUAUUUUGGCUGUUUUGGGCAAUGCUAGUUCAGAAUACAGAAGUGUAGGUAUAAUGGACUUGAUGACAAGCAUUGGUAACAUGACUUGGUACAUCCUUUUACAAAUUAGUGAUGACGCUGAUGGAAAUAUUCUUAAUGAAGAUAGGAUCAAUAAUGCUUUAACCUAUGUUGCAAAAAUGAAUCUCAAAAUUAAUAAUGAACCGAAAAAAAGGGUACGUGAUUAUGUUGAGUAUCUUCUUGGUGAGUAUGUUCUUGAGUUGGUUCAAAGAUUCUCUGAAACUAUCCAUCAAACUCAAGGUACUAGCCCUUUCUUGGAAAAAUUAACAUCAUUGAAAGCGAUUGAGUUUCUUAUCAAUAAGAAUAUUAAUGCAGUUGCAUCCGCUUUGGGUCAGAUAUCUACUUGUUUACAAGCGACAUUAGAAAAUCCUGAUUUUGAAUACGUUGCUAUUCGCUGUUGCAAUGUUUUGGUUCAAAAGCUUGAAACAAACCAUUUGAUUUCCUUGUUUGAUAUAAUUAUCUCCCUUUUAUUUCAAAAAUUUCCUGAUUUAGAACCAAGGUCUAAAUUUGAAGCUGCAAAAAUAUUCAAAAAAUUAUUCGGAGAGUUGAGUGAUAGACCUAAUAAUUACACUUGCUAUAGCUUCUCUCUACCAUUCAUUAAAGAUCUUGAUCAGUACUAUACACCAGAACCCAAAUUCAUGAAUUCAAUGAAACUAUUUGGUAAAAAUCAUUCAUUUUCGGAAUUCACAAGAAGAUUGAAAACGAGUAAUAAGUAUGUGGUACAACAAGCUUUGGAUGAUCUUAUUCUGUAUAUCCGACUUUAUCAAAAAUCUUUGCAAACUGAGGAUUUGAAGGAUUCCACAUUAGAAAGGACAUUCUCUGAUCUAGUUAGAACUAUAUUUGACACUGCUGUUCAUUUCAAGAGUAAAAAUGACAAAAUAAGCACAAGCUGCGCUACGGCGUUAUCUAUCAUGGGUGCUUUGGAUGCUAAUAAGUUCAAUUUUAAAACUAUCAAGAACAGGAUAGUAAUUAUUCACGAUUUCUCCGAUUACAAAGAAAAUGCUGACUUUUUGCGUCAUUUCAUGGAAGAUAUUGUUAUAAAGGUUUUUUGGGCUUCCAAUGAUCCUUCUAAACAGUUAUUUUCGGCAUAUGUAAUGCAGAAAUUUUUACAAGUACUAAAAUUGGACGUUAAAGUAUUAGAUCCCUCAACUCAAGAUUAUUUUUCUGAAGUUUGGAAUAGUUUUAGUGAUGUUGCAAAAUCCACGCUUGCUCCUUUACUUUCGUCAAAAUACUUUACAUCCAAUCCAAAAUAUGAACAAUUGACCUUACCCUAUUAUCGUGUUGGAAUGAGGCAUGAAAAGUGGUUAGCGGACUUCACAUCGAAUUUAUUGAAAAGACCAUCUUUCACUUCUAAUGAUGAUUCUAUAAAAGACACAAUUUUCAAAAUUUGCUCUUUAUUAAUAAAAGAUCAAGAUAUUUCCAUUUGUCAUUAUCUCCUCAAAUACGCUGCAUUGAGUCACAUCAUCAGCGGUGAUGAAGAUAUAUCAAACGGGAUUAAAGAUGAAUUUUUAGCAAUCUUGGGUAUGGAUACCCAUGGAACUUUCUCUUCCGAUAGGUUGGAGCUGAUCAGGUCUUGUUAUCAAUCUAUUUUUGAAGUGCUUGACUAUUUUAAUGAAUGGAGAUCGGUAGUUACUCAAUACUUAAGUAACAAUAAAUUAACGAAGGUGGAAUCGAAUAGACUAAAGGGGAAUUUAAACUUAGUCGACUCCUUCUUGUCUAAGAUACCGACCAACCUAAUUGCCUUGAAGUCUGCUGAGUGUGACUCGUACGAAAGAACUAUCCUAUAUCUUGAGAAAUGCUAUCGUGAUGGUCAAUUGGAUGAUUUCAACAAAAUCCAAGAUUUGGACGCAGUUUCGGCCUUACAAUCCAUGUAUGCAAGUAUAAAUGACUACGAUGCUCUUGAUGGUAUUCUUAAAAAAUUCUCAACUAACAAUUUGAACGAGAAACUACAAACCUUCCAAUAUAAUGAAAAUUGGUGGCUUGCUCAAGAAUCUUUCCAGGUCUUGAGUGAAGUUGGAAUCAAAAAGAUAGAAAAUAAUACCAAUUUAUUCAAAUCCUUGAGUGACCAUGCUUUAUACGAUGAGGUUCUCUCCACUCUUUCCUCAAGGGUUAAUUUUGACAAACCUAAUAAAAUCCCUAUUGAAUGGUCAAUGGUCGGCCUUCAAGCAGCUUCUGUUUCCGGGGAUAUCGACCAAAUCAACAAAUGGUUGUUCGUUUCAGAUUCAUGUGGUAAGGCUCACGAUAUUGAAACCUUAAUCAAUUACAGAUUUGCACAAGCUUUAAAGGCUCUCUUCGGAAGAGAUACGGAAAAGUUUAACGAGGAAGUAAAUGACCUUUACAAGAUUAUUGGGCAAUCAUUAGUUCCAUCCAUCUCAUCUUCUUUCUCUCGUAAUUCCACUUUGAUGAGUCAGCUUCAUUCAAUUUAUGAUGUUUCCAUGAUAUCUGGCUCUAGAGUAAAUGACGAAAUCAAUCAAACAUAUGAACAUAUUUUGAGAGACCGUCUUAGCAAUGUUGAUCAAGGUUUCGACUCGCAAUGGAAAAUUCUCUCGAUGCAUAGAGUUGCUAAUAUGGCGGUAGGAAAUUCUGAUAAAAUAUCUGAUAUUUUAUUAUUUUGCUCGAAAGUUGCAAGAAAGAAUGAUAGAUUGGAUAUUUCAACAAGAUGUAUAAUGAAAAGUAUGGCUUUAAACGAUCAAGAAGCUAACUUGGAAUAUGCUGAAUUGUUAUGGGCCCAAGAUAAGCAGACUGAGGCCAUUAAGUCUCUUUCACAAAUCAUUGAUGAGGAUGUUUUCAAGAAUAAGAAACAAAAAGCAAGGGCGCAACUUCAGUAUGCAAUUUGGUUAGAUGAAUCUAACCAUACAUCUUCCUCCACCAUCAUCAAUGAGUAUGAACAAGCAAGACAAUUGGAGCCUACAUGGGAAAAGCCUUAUUAUGAUUUAGGGAAAUAUUAUAAUAAAAUAAUGGAGUCUAGACAUGAUUCAACUGGAUACUAUGAAGUACAAACAAUUCGGUACUUCUUAAAAUCCUUAGGUUUGCGGCCUACAUUUAUAUUUGAAGCAUUACCUAAGUUUAUAACAAUUUGGCUAGACUUUGCUCAGAAAGUUAGAAAGAAUAAAGACUCUAAUAGAAGAGAAGUCGAAAGAAAAUUGAAUCAAAUCACUUCCGAUAUCAAAAGAUUUCAUUCUUCAAUUCCCAUAUAUGUCUGGUAUACGUCAAUAACGCAAAUGUUGUCAAGAAUAAGCCAUAGCCACUCAGAUAGUGUUGAAUUAUUAAAAGCCAUAAUUUCCAAGGUUGCAGAAGCAUAUCCAGAGCAUAGUUUGUGGUAUAUUUUAUCACAUCUUAAUUCCAAUGAUCUGAACAGAAAGGCUAGAGUAGGUCAAAUCUUGUCGCAAGUUGAAUCCGCUAGUAGCAGUUUAUCCGAUAAAGUCCUAGGAGCUAAGACCUUAUUUUCCACGCUCAUUUCGAUUGUUAACUUUAAAGUCGAUAAAAGGAACUUAAAACCAAUGUCAUUGAGCUCUGAUUUCAAUAUUAAAAAUUUAGGUGAACCAUAUGACUGCUUAGCUAUUCCUGUUGCUUCAAAUCUUGAAAUUAAAUCUCCAACUCUCAAGUACGACUAUAGAAAUGCUUUUCCUAAAAGCUCGAUGAUAACUUUCGAUGGAUUUGAUGAUGUUGUUAAUGUCUUUCAUUCUCUUCAGGUACCAAAACAACUUACAGUUAGAGGUAGUGAUGCAAAGCCUUACAGAUUAAUGGUGAAAAAAGAUGAUACUAGAAAAGAUGCCAAAGUCGUCGAAUUUACAACAAUGAUUAACAGGUUAUUGCUGGCAAGCACUGAAGCAAGGAAACGAAACUUAGUUAUUCACAAUUAUGCUGUCAUACCGUUAGCAGAAAAUAUGGGUGUCAUUGAGUUCGUUCAGAAUGUUACAACUUUCAAGUCUAUUAUUGCUGAUACACAGAAAAAAUUGGGUAAAGUCGUGAAUGAAAGGUCAAUAUUUCAUAAGAUGAGUGAUGCUCAUAAGCUCCUCAAAGUUAACAGUAAGUCAAACUUGUCUUCGGCGAUGGAUGAUGUUAUCAAAUUAUUUGAAAAGAUUUGCCAUGAUAAUCAACCAGUUUCGCAUAAGUGGUUCAUUGAUCAGUUUUCAGAUCCCACUGCCUGGUAUAUUGCUAGGUAUAAGUUUACUAGAUCAGCUGCUGUGAUGUCCAUUGUUGGAUAUAUCAUUGGAUUAGGUGAUCGGCAUUGUGAAAAUAUUUUAAUUUUCAAGAAUACUGGAUCUGUUUUACAUAUUGAUUUUGAUUGUUUAUUCGAUAAGGGCUUAUCUUUGCCCACACCCGAAAUUGUUCCAUUUAGAUUGACUCAAAACAUUACUGAUGCUAUGGGUAUCAGUGGUAUUGAGGGUGUAUUUAGAAUUGCUUGUGAGGUGACUGGUUCAUUAUUAAGGGAAAAUGAAGCACCAUUAAUGAAUAUUUUAGAAACGUUACUAUAUGAUCCGUUGUUAGAUUGGAAAACUCAACAAAAUCCUCAAGAGCAUUUGAAGAAAGUACAGAGAAAAAUCAGGGGUUUGGUUGAUGAAAAAGAAGGAUUACCCAUGAAUAUUCAUGGUCAAGUUGAUGUUUUGAUUCAAGAAUCAACAUCUAUUGAAAAUUUAUCAAGGAUGUACCCUGGUUGGUCGCCCUAUUUAUAG